Messenger RNA from Talaromyces marneffei, 888 nucleotides. RefSeq lists its product as uncharacterized. Lineage: Eukaryota; Fungi; Ascomycota; Eurotiomycetes; Eurotiales; Trichocomaceae. Gene Ontology annotation, biological process: maturation of 5.8S rRNA; maturation of LSU-rRNA. The record is from RefSeq and is a predicted model, not a curated record. Bases 1 to 888 code for a protein of 295 amino acids. The transcript has a single exon. Gene Ontology annotation, cellular component: preribosome, large subunit precursor.
AUGGCGAUCACAGCAGCUUCAAAGAAGAGAAAGGUCCUGGAUGGAAUGGCCGGGCGGGUACAGCCGAAAAAGAAAUUCAGAAAACAGGCCCAGUACCACAGCAGCACCGAGGAUGAGGACGAGAGCGACAAUGAUGGGUUUACUCCAGUGAAUUUAAUGGACUCUGAUGAGGAGGAGACCACUAAAAAAGUCACGAAACAUAAGGCAAAAUCGCUAUCCGAAGCGCCAAAGAAGAAGCUGAACAAGAAGGAAAAUAUUGUUGAAGAUGAUGAUAUUGAAGACGACGAACCGGAUGUGAAUGCAUCGAGUGGAGACGAGGACGACGUUGAAAAGAACGAUAGAGAAGACAACGACUCCAUGGCAGACGAUGACGAUGAAGAAGGCGGCCUCCGUCUUAAAUCAGUUACAAAACGCCACGAUCCCACCGCAUUCUCUACAUCCAUAUCCAAGAUCUUGUCCACAAAACUACCCACAUCCGCCCGCGCAGAUCCAGUUCUCUCACGAAGCAAAGCCGCCGCCCAGGCAUCAUCAGAUCUCGCAAAUGAGCGUCUCGAACAGCGCGCACGUUCAAAGCUCCGCGCAGAGAAAAAAGAAGAGCAAGAGAAAGGCAGAGUUCGGGACGUCCUAGGUAUCGAACGCGGAGAAGCCGGAGAGACCGCCGAGGAGGAGAAAAGAUUACGCAAGAUUGCGCAGCGAGGUGUCGUCAAACUGUUCAAUGCCGUUCGCGCAGCUCAAGUUCGCGGUGAAGAAGCGGCGCGUGCAGAACAAAAGAAGGGAACGAUUGGAAUUGAGGAGAGGAAAAAGGCAGCGAAUGAGGUUAGCAAGCAGAGUUUCUUGGAGUUGAUUAAUGGGAAGAAGGGCAAGGCAUUGAAUAUUGAGGAGGCUUGA